GGCGCCUGCUAUUGUUAGUAAAAUUUUAAAAUGGCGUCUGAAAGUUUGUGAACGAAGUGUUUUAGAAAUUCGAGUUGAAAUUCGUUCCAUGGAGUGUUUCUUUUCUAAAAAAUCGCAUAGAAUUUUGAACUGUCGAUAAUAAAUCUUCGCCGUAAAUAAUAUCGGCCUUAAAUGUGUGUUUUAAUGACGAUAAAGUGCCUAAAAAACUCGUGAAUGAGACAUUCUCCAUAGGAUUCAUGGAGCCAUAUUUAUAAAUUUCCGAAUAAAAGAACUGUUAUUAUAACUUCUUUUUCAAAUGAGAAAUGGGAUGGGCAAGCGCCAACUGAACCCACCACCACACCUAUUAGGCCGUCAUCGCUUUCUCGACCAGUUAUCCAAUGGACCCAGUAGGCCCUUGGUACACCUCCUAUAAUCGGUUGGCCGUGCAGGCCGCCGCGGGGGAACACCACUCUUUGGCCGCGGCUGCUGCUGCUGCGGCGGCCGCCGCUUCCGCCACCACAACAGCCUCAGCAGCACCCCCUGCGCCUCCGACCGCCGUUCUACCGGGAGGGUUUCUGUCUCCAUCCGUUGGAGGCUAUGAGACUGUAUUUACGCCGCUCUUUCAUGGAGCCGUGGCGGCUAGUGGAGCCAAGUCGCAUUAUGUUGCACAGGUAACUCAACAUAGGGCAUUAGCUCAAGCGGCAGCUUCGAAGCAAGCGGGUGAGUCGGGCGAAUUCCACCCCCAAGCUCAAGCUUUUUUCGAUCAAGGAGGCUCAACGUGGCAGCCCAAUGGUCCGUUUGGUAUCUUGCCCCAUGAGAGUGUGGUUGCCACUUCCUCCACUAGUAAAGCCGUGGCUUACGAAAAUAUCAACGCGCAUUUUGCGGCGGCUCAGCAAUCCAUAAAUAACCAUAUUAAUUCGCAAUUAGCUGUCAGUUCUAAAGAGAGCGCUGUCAAUAGGUCCCGUAGCCCACAAGUAACUACAGCACCAAUAAAAUCUAACUCUUCUCAACCAAAUUCUAAUGUAUUUUUUCAGGUGCCAGUAACGCUGUCGGAAAGCGCCACGUCGAAAACAUUCGCUUCCACCAACACUUCCAACCUUCAGCAGUCUUGUAUUGUCUCAUCUCCCUCGACAACUAAAGAGUAUCGAGUACCGCAGGCCCCCAAUCGGUCUUUUUUAAGUUCGCCCAACCCUGCGCGUGCCGUGGAAAAACCGUUUACAUCUCCCCCGGUCAAGCAACAAAAUGCUCCUCAGAUUCAAACCAAGGCCCAAACGAAAAUAUAUUCCGAACUUGGAAACCAACGGGAACAACAACAAAGAAGUACCGAGGAAACUCAGAGUCAAUCGUCGCCUAUCAGUUUUUCAAUUAUGGACACGCCGGGCCGUUUGAACUACUCUGGAAGCAACGCCUCUGGCAAACGGGCGGCUCAUUUUCAGCAUAAUUACAGACAUUACCAGCAACAGCAGGCCCAAGCGCCUAAUUCGGAAGAUUUCCAACGGCCUAAGAGCGGUCCCGACUAUCAAACAAGUUCAAAUGGCGCGGAUUGUAGUAAUGUGGUGGUACCAAGAAGGCCCAGUCCUUUGCAAGCACAUUCCCAAGCAUCUCCUCUAGGCCACGCUCAGAGCCCGGCAUAUCCUAUGUAUAAUAGUCCCAUGAAUUCAAUGUCAUCACCUCAACAGAACUCAAGCAGUCAACAGGUUGCACCGCCAUCACCUUUAGAUGUAUCAGUACCACGUCCUAAUUCACAAGCAGGGGGAAAUGUAGCAUAUCCAUCUGUCAUUACGCGAGCUUUGAAUUCCGAGAAAAACUUUCCAGAACGUUACGAACACGGACCUCAAGCUGCUCAACCUACUCAACAGUGUUGGGACGAUCGGCAGAAUCAGCAACAGCAAAGAAAGUUUCAAAGCGGACAAUCCAAUACUCAGACUACGUAUAGCAAUUCGAAUACUUCGAUUGAGAUUAGUUCCAGGCAGGGCGAGGGGCAAAGGCAGCAAUAUUUCGAUUCGAAUAGUGGCCAUCAGGUAACGUUACAAGACUUAUCCAGCUGUCGAGGGGAUCCAAUGAGUAUUGUUAAAAAUUUGCAGCAGCAACAAAGUUGUCAGGUGCCGCAACCUGAGAUCAAGCAAGAAGUGCCCAAACCGCCCAUUAAAAGGAGAAAAAGUGUAGAAAAAGCUCCGCCGGCAGACGUACACGUUCCAGCAAAUCGUGUGCCUCCUCCAGCUCACAGUUCAGGGGCUAACCAGCAGCAACAGAACGGCGUUUAUUUCGAAUUCGAUCGUUGGAAUCUGGCCCCCCCUUCGUCGAAAAUAUUCAGCACGCAGGCUGCCUUGCAUCAGCAGCAUCAAGGGCUGAUGGUUCCUCAUCCUCACGGUCAUCACCCGCCGCCGCCACUGCCCUAUUUUGCGCCGUUCCACCUUGCGAAUCAUCCCAGCGAAUUUUCGUCCUCUGUAGAAUUAACUCCUCUGACCAAUUAUAAUGACCAGGCUGCCCAGCAACAUGCCUCUGUUCAACAACAACAACAGCAGCAGCAGCAGCAACAACAGCAACAGCAACCGCCGCAACAGUAUCAGCAACCAGAUGAUCAGCCGAAAGUGGUGGUGCCUAAUAUCGAAGAAGAACUUAAUUUUCUAUCUGGAGAUACGCCAAGGCCGAUGAAUCAUUUGAAUAUGCAUAACAAGCCCGCUGUUGCCACACCUCCUAAACCACUGGAUAAAGUUAGUGGGCCUGGGGCUGGAUUUAUGAGCAGUUAUCUUAAGUUUCUCCAAGGGGAAAGGGAUACAUCCCCGCCGCCUGUGAUGCGAGGAGGACCUGGCAGGAAACAAUCAACGAACACUUGGACGCGACGGCCAACGGAAGACGCCAAUCUAAAACCCCCUCCACAACCUGGAGGGGCGGCUGCCGUUGGCCCCCCCGAUACCAACGGCGCGGCUACGGGGGGUACCGUCCUACCUAACUUGACCGGACCACCGCCAGGUGUCACUAGAUUAACGACCAGCGGCGAUCCGCAAGACGAUCCAAGGUAUUUUCCUCUUCCAAAAGAGAGAAAAAAGGAUUCCUUUGACAGUUCGGAUGACGGAUUUAGUUCGGAGGACGAUUUCUUUGGACCUCGAAAGCAAAGUCAGAAACCCAUGGAACCUAUCGUGAAAGAAAGUUCAAGCAAAGAAAAGGAGCGAGAAAGGAUAGAGAGAAAACAGAAACAGAGCAGGCCUCCUAAAGCUGUCGGACCAACGGAGAGGAAGAGGCAGAAAAUAUUAGAGAGAGAAAAGGUGCCAAAAGAAGGCAAAGAGAGAAAGCCUAAAGUAAAAUUAGAAGACGUACCUAAACGCGAACAAACUAAGCGGGCCGCGAAAGGGAAGAACAACCUGUCCGACAUCAUCAAGGACGAAAACGAGCCCGAAGAACCGCCCGAAUUCCAGGACUCGGAAGACUCCGAUCCGGCCUGGACCCCAGCUGCCAGCGUCGACGAAGAAGACUUGCUACCUAUGAAGAAAAAAAGCAGAGGGCGACCAGGAGGUACCAAAAACAAAAAAUCCAUGAAGAACCUGAUAGCGGCCGCGGCUCAGGGGGCAGGUAUUAAUGACGCAGAUGGUCUGGGACCGAUGCCCGUGGAACAUCACAGCAAAAAGAAGUCGAAUCACAAGAAUAAACAAGCGGUACCCACGUUAGAGGAUAACAUAGCGGCCUCGAUGCAAAACAGCUUUUCCACGGCUAUUGAUGACAAUCCUUUCAAAACUGGCGAGUUUGUUGCUAUCAAAUCUGAACUGGUGCAUGACUGGCCAGCAAUCUGGCGAGUGGAUGGAAAAACUCUCUUGCAAAGAUAUGAACCGUUUGAACAAAACGGCGUUACGCUUUAUAGGAACAUUUCUACGUAUACAUCAUGGACUAGUGAAAAUAAAAAGCAAUAUGUAUCUGUCCCGGUGAAAUACAAGUCUCAGAGUCAGUUAGAAACUGUCGUUGAAUUCCUAAAAGAAGAGAUGACGAUAAUCGAUCCGAAAGUUCAUGAACAGUUCGUCAAGCAGUACGAAAGUUAUCAGGACAAUUUUGAAGUGUAUAUACAGACCCUGAUCUCACAGGCACUCGACAGCAAUUUCUUACAAGAAAUAUUCCAGGAAAAAGAUGAGUACUUCUUGAGCAACGUCCAAACGAUAGACGAAAUCACGGAUAGCAAAAAGCAGAAAUUGCUAAAUCUACUCGUGUGGCCGUCCAACUUGCAGGCCGCGGUGUGUACGUGGCCCUGCUUCAACGUGCUCCGAGAAAUCGGCCCGUCCGACGGCCAGACUCGGAGUUGCUCGGCUUGCGGAAAGAGCAACGUUGCCGUUCGAGUGAUUAUGUAUGGCCAGCCCUACAACGCAACCACGUUGGAGGGUUGCCAGCCGGAUCCCAAUGCCAUAAACGAAAAGGACUUCUUUUUGUGUAGAAUAUGUGCAAGUCGCGUAGAGCUUGCCAACAAGGUUAUUCAUCAGAAAUACCUUAUGUAUAUAGAAUGUGCAAAGCGGGUCGGCGAGAAACGUACGUCGGAGCCGACCAAGGAUACCACUUGUAUAUUAAACGAACUUUUAGCCGACGAAAAUUGGCUUAAUCAGCUGUUUAAGGAGGUGCGUACAUUAUGGUCAGACAUAGACUGCAUAGAACACAGUUUUAAAAUAAAAAAUAUGUGUGCACAGUGAAAUAAACGUGUUCUUUAAGUUCGGAUUUUUAUUGAAAAAGACGUUUUUAAAUCAAAAUUGUGUAUAUUUGAGAGUUUAUAUUAUGAUAAAAUGUACUUUUAAUUACUUGUAAUGAAAUAUAGGUUACUAGGAAUCAGUAUGCGUAUAUAUAUAUUGAGAUAUCGUAUAUAGUAUUUUUAUUAGCAUUGGUUGUUAAACUACAUACCAGUUAAGCGUCGCGCAUUUUUGUUCUUUGUGCUCUUUCUUUUUUAUUAAGUAUUGUUUUCAAACGUGAUAUUGAUUAUGUACUUUUGUUUAUUUGUAAAUUAUUUUCCGCAUCGGUUAUUUAUACGGAGCACCAGAACUCAAUAAAAAUAUUAUUUCUA
Molecule: messenger RNA, 5011 nt
Organism: Sitophilus oryzae (rice weevil)
Lineage: Eukaryota; Metazoa; Arthropoda; Insecta; Coleoptera; Curculionidae
Exons: 24
Coding region: 378-4646 (1422 amino acids)
Cellular component (GO): nucleus
Source: RefSeq, a predicted model, not a curated record